This is a messenger RNA of Chanos chanos (milkfish), 1619 nucleotides long. RefSeq names its product glutaminyl-tRNA amidotransferase subunit QRSL1 (gene qrsl1). The transcript has 11 exons. The record is from RefSeq and is a predicted model, not a curated record. Gene Ontology annotation, molecular function: glutaminyl-tRNA synthase (glutamine-hydrolyzing) activity. Gene Ontology annotation, cellular component: glutamyl-tRNA(Gln) amidotransferase complex; mitochondrion. Gene Ontology annotation, biological process: mitochondrial translation; glutaminyl-tRNAGln biosynthesis via transamidation. Lineage: Eukaryota; Metazoa; Chordata; Actinopteri; Gonorynchiformes; Chanidae. The coding region runs from base 60 to 1619 and encodes 519 amino acids.
CUUGGGUGAUGGUCCUUUCUGAUUGCAGGAUCUUUUAACAAGCACCAAACAUACGAGUCAUGCUGAACUUGUCGAUAAAAGAAGUUUCUCUUGCUCUGAGAGAGGGGAGGAUAUCAGCCACAGAGCUCUGCCAAAAAUGCCUCAAUCACAUCAAGAAAACAGUUUAUCUCAAUGCAUACAUUACUGUCACAGAGGAACUUGCCAUGAAACAGGCCCAAGCAGCAGAGAGCAGGCUCCGAAGAGGUAAACCCCGUGGUCCACUGGACGGUAUUCCCUUUUCUGUCAAAGAUAACUUCUGCACAGAAAAUAUCGAGACCACAUGUGCUUCACAGAUGCUAAAAGGCUAUAUUCCCCCAUUCAAUGCCACAGUAGUACAGAAACUCUUGGAUCAAGGUGCUGUGCUUUUAGGGAAGACAAAUUUAGACGAGUUUGCAAUGGGCUCGGGCAGUACAGAUGGUGUGUUUGGACCAGUACGCAACCCUUGGAGCUACUCCAGCCAGUACAGGGAGCAGAGUGACCAGGAUCCAGAAUCUGACUGGGUUAUCACAGGUGGAAGUUCUGGAGGGAGUGCUGCUGCUGUGGCUUCUCAGAGUAGUUUCUUUGCUCUAGGAUCUGACACAGGUGGUUCAACACGUAACCCUGGCUCUCUGUGUGGUGUGGUGGCUCUGAAGCCCAGCUAUGGCCUGCUGUCACGACAUGGCCUCAUCCCUCUGGUGAAUUCCAUGGACGUGCCUGGAAUCUUCACGAGAAGUGUCUAUGAUGCAGCCACAGUCCUGGGGAUAUUGCAAGGUUGUGAUGAGAGAGAUUCAACCACAGUCCCCACAUCAAACCCAGUGCCCAACCUUCCUGAGGACAUUGACCUAAGAAAGAUUCGCGUGGGCAUACCAAAAGAGUAUCAUGCACCGGGGCUUUCUCAGGAGACUCUGUCUCAGUGGGGUCGCGUGGCAGACCUGUUUGAAAAGGCGGGGGCACAGGUGCAGGAAGUCUCCCUCCCCCACACCCAGCACUCUAUCGUCUGUUACCACGUCCUGUGCUGCUGUGAGGUGGCCUCAAACAUGGCACGCUUUGAUGGCUUAGAAUAUGGUCACCGCAGCGGGGUGGACAGUUCCACUGAGGCCAUGUAUGCCACGACACGACAUGAGGGCUUCAACGAUGUUGUACGAAGGAGAAUUCUUUCUGGGAACUACUUCCUCUUGAAACAGAACUACCAGCGCUACUUUGUCAAGGCACAGCAGGUCAGGCGACUCAUCUCACAGGACUUUGCUCAGGUUUUCCGCUCGGGUGUCGACCUGUUGCUCACACCCACAACGCUUGGAGAUGCUGCACGUUACUGCGAUUUCAUCCAGGAAGACAAUCGUACGCGCAGUGCUCAAGAAGACAUCUUCACCCAGUCUGUCAACAUGGCAGGUCUCCCAGCUGUUUCCAUGCCAACAGCAUUGUCCCGUAGGGGUCUGCCAAUUGGUCUCCAGUUGAUCGGUAAGACCUUUCAAGACUGGAACUUGCUGACUGUGGCCCAUUGGAUGGAACAGAGACUGAACUUCCCUCCAGCUCGUUUCCUCAGAGAUGCAAGUGAGGUUGAUGUACUGGGUCAUCAAAGGAAGCAAACAACAGGGCUAUGA